AUGAACACUACACAAAUUACCAACAUUAGCGUACCAUCAUUUCAUGUGUCGAAUAUUCAUGCUCAACGUAACGUCUUAGAUACAUACAGUCGAUCAUAUAGCACGCUACAUGGAUAUGCAAGUUUGGUUAUUUGCGCUAUUGGCAUACCUUUGAACAGUAUCAAUAUAAUCGUUCUGACUCGGAAGAAAAUGCAAACACCAAUUAAUUGCAUAUUGACAUGGCUGGCUGUAUUCGAUAUGACAACAAUGAUUUCGUAUAUCCCAUUUGCGAUCCAUUUCUACUGUCAAUAUCCUGCAACAAAAAUAUCACCCAGCAAAAAUAGCUGGGGUUGGAUGAAUUUCCUACUGGUUUAUUUAAACGUUUCCGCCACUGCUCACACUAUAUCGAUAUGGCUAGCCGUGGCCUUGGCGAUAUUUCGCCAUCACCAUAUUCAUUCACCAGCAAAAGGGAACCUUACACGAAUUCGACGAUUAAUCCGAGCAAGGCUGGUAGUCUGUAUAAUUGUGAUAUCUUCCGCUAUUGCCAUGAUACCAAACUACAUGAGUCACACACUGGAAGAGGCACACAGUGGUGCGUACGUAUUCGAACCGUUGGACCUUGGAUCAGGAAAAGAGAAACCGAUAAUCCUUGUCGGGCUAAUUUUGUACAGUUGCCUCGCAAAGAUACUCCCGUGUUGCCUUAUCAUCGUGUACGGAUCGCUUCUUCUUAUUACGCUACAUGCAUCGCGACUGGCUCAUUCGAGGACGUCCAAUGACAGCACCGUGUCCGGCCAACUGUCAACAAGGACUAUCCGAACUUCUCGAACAACGAUAAUGCUCCUUAUUGUGAUAGUGUUGUUCUUGAUAACGGAGUUACCGCAAGGUGUUUUAAUACUAUUUUGUAUAUUUAAGGAGCACUUCUUUGAACAGAUUUACAUUCCCUUGGGUGAUACAAUGGAUAUAAUCGCAUUGGUGAAUAGCGGUAUAAAUUUUGUUCUGUACUGUACAAUGAGUCAGGAGUUUCGAAAAACGUUUAUUCGCCUGUUUUGUAGACUUAAUCUGAACAGAGGAGCACAAAGGUCCUAUAUAUCAACACGAAACGAACAGUGUCAUGUCUGA
Molecule: messenger RNA, 1098 nt
Organism: Dreissena polymorpha
Lineage: Eukaryota; Metazoa; Mollusca; Bivalvia; Myida; Dreissenidae
Product: G-protein coupled receptor dmsr-1-like
Exons: 1
Coding region: 1-1098 (365 amino acids)
Biological process (GO): G protein-coupled receptor signaling pathway
Cellular component (GO): membrane
Molecular function (GO): G protein-coupled peptide receptor activity
Source: RefSeq, a predicted model, not a curated record